AUGGAAAAAGGAAAUGUAUCAAGCAGUUUGACUUCUGCUGCAGCUUUUGUGGAAGGGGGAAUUCAGGAAGCAUGCGAUGAUGCUUGCAGUAUAUGUCUUGAAGCAUUUUGUGAUAGUGACCCUUCUACGAUAUAUAUUUACCUUCCUGCAGUGAUGGCUUUGGAUGCAUUUCUGGAUUCCAACGGCCUGCCUAUGACAUUGCCUGUUAAGGGGGCUGAAGGGAUUCGGGAGGUGCUUAUCUCGAACGCCUUACUCAAAGAUGAAGAGCAUUUCGACUCCAUUCUUAGUCUGUCCCAACUAAACCAAAAUAUGGAUUCACAUGUUCUGAAUUCAACAAUUCUAGGGAGAUCUUCAGCUCCAGAACUUUUUAUAGGCCAUGAUGCUGCCGUUGCAGUCGCAAACCAAACUCUUCUAGCUGGUACUUAUUUGCAGAGGCAUAGCAACACUACUCUGGAGCCUUACAUCAACCACCCCAUGUCAUUUCCAAGUGACGAUGGUUUUGUCAAUGUUUCUUAUAAUGGUGAUGUAUUUUAUCAGUUAUGUCAAGCCAGAGAAGAAGAGAGUAAUAAGCAGAAACUAGAAGGUGCUGUAGGUUCUACCAAUUUAUGCAAGACUAAAUCUCUGGUUAGAAUGCAACCGGAGCACAUUCUAGCUCGAAUUCUAAAGAAACCAAGAGGGAACAUCCACCACCACCAGCAGGAGAUCAUUCAGGAAUUACUGUUUAAGGAAUUACAAGAUGGCAAUCCGCAGCUUAAGGCAAUAAUGCAGCAAUCGAUUUCGCAUUCAGCUCCCUACCAUAGGAGAUGCCACCUACUGAUGCCAAAACAGCUUCCGAAACAAAAGGCGAGAAUUCUGCUACCCGAACAGUGUAAUCAGCAAGACACUAUUGCUCCAUUACUUGACGGUGGCAUUUGUUCUCGGAGAUUGAAGCAGUAUCUGUACCAUAUGGAAAUGGACAAUGGCAUUUCCUAUUGGAAAAAGUUUGUAGCUGAAUAUUAUGCUCCAGGUUCAAAGAAAAGAUGGUGUUUCUCUAAAUAUGAAAAUAUUGAGCUGCAUUCCUUUGGUGUUUUCUGCCCUAAAUCCAUGGUGUGGCCCGAUGAAACCUUGCGUUUCAAUCGGACAGGGACAAAUUGCUGUGAAAUAUGUGGUCUGAAAUUAGGGAAGGGAUUCGAGGCAACCUCCGAAAUGUUUCCUAGGCUGUUCAAGAUGAAGUUUGAGAGUGGCAUGCUCGAUGAGAUCCUGUACAUCGAUUCUCCACGAGCACAUAAAGUUCCUGACGGACUAGUGCUGGAGCUCAGGAAAGCUGUUCAAACGAGUGUGUAUAAAACAUUCCGUGUUGUUCAUAAUGGUAAACUUCGUGUUGUGUUCAGGCAUGACUUGAAGAUAUUAUCCUGGGAAUUUUGCAUAGAGAAUCACGAGGAGUGUCAGGUCCAAUCAUCGUUUAGACCUCAGGCCAAGCAAUUAGUUCAGGCAGUUAAUAAAUAUCAUGAUAUCCCAAAUUGUGUCUCCGGAGCAUCGUUUCUGGAUCUGCAAAGAGUUUGUGAUAUGUAA
Molecule: messenger RNA, 1551 nt
Organism: Salvia splendens (bonfire salvia)
Lineage: Eukaryota; Viridiplantae; Streptophyta; Magnoliopsida; Lamiales; Lamiaceae
Product: probable transcriptional regulator SLK1
Exons: 8
Coding region: 1-1551 (516 amino acids)
Source: RefSeq, a predicted model, not a curated record